UAUAUUUCGGAUAGCAGUAUAAAAAAGAAACAGAAGUCAGGAACAAACAAAUGCUAGCAUUAGCAAUUAGGGUACUGAGAAGAGGGAGGGGGAGGAACUCAAUUUCCCAGAAUUCAUUUCGGGCGCACGCAAAUUGCGCGCCUUUCCAUCUUGUUCCUCCCCGAAGCGGAGUCGUUGUUGUUGUUCUGGGAGAAAAAUGGCGGCGGCUGGAGGCGGACUGUCCGCCUCGGCGGUGUUUGCGGGCGCGAAUCCGUCCGCGCCGGCGCGGUGCCGCUUUCCCGGGCGACCGUGUCCGUGUCGGGUCCGUCAGAAGAGCGAGAAGAAGAGAGUUGCGCGGCCGGGGGUGGAAGCGGCCGAGGAGGCGGUAGCGGCCGAGGCGGUGGAAGCGGGCGGCCCCGUUGAGCCGAGGCCCAUUGCGUACGCGCUGAAGGAAGACCCGACUUUACUCCACAUGCUGAGACUCGGCGAGCGGCUCGCGCGCCAGAACGAGGCGGGAUUCUCCACGAGCGGCAGCGACGAGGAGAGAGAUUUUACAGGCUUUCAGACUGAAGGUCGAAGGGCUUUACGCUCUGGACAAGAUGUUUCACAAAAAAGUUCUUUCAAAUCGGCCACGAAGGGAAAGCCGUUUCUUGCUCCUGGUUCAUCUGCAAACAAAGUCAGCGUUUCAAAAAGAGGAUCACGGGUGACUACGGAAACGGCGAGAUCAUCACCUUUGGAGAACGGGGGAAGACGUCAGCACGGCGCCAGGAAACCCAAAGUAGUCGUUAAACUGGCUACGACAAAGAUACCAAGGGAAAUGCUCAGGAGUCGAGAAAAAACAUCUGAGAAAGAGAAAAGGACUGCGUUCUCACGUAAAGAAGAAAACGGAGGUAUAGAAAAUGAGGUAUUGGGUGAGCCAGGCGUGGAUGCUGAAAGAACGAGAACGCAGCCGGGACGCACCGGUCUAAGGAGGCGAGGGAAACUUGUGUGGAAUUUAACGCUGAUUAAGCGGAGAGGAAGAGAUUCCAAAAAGAACCUGGCGGAGAAUUUGGGAAGACGUUCAAUCAGAGGGUGCUCGAGGACUGCUGAGUCGAACAAGGCUCAGGAAAUAGUUGCUAUUGACGACCAAGGUGAUUCUGUAUCUCCAAAACCUGAUCCAAAGCAGAAGAAAGCCUACGACGUGGCGAGUGCCUCUCCGGAAGAGGAAGAACUUGUGGAUGCUGCUUCUUCAAAUGGCACCGAAGGCAUUCCAGACAGUGGUCCAGUUUUUCCCGCGAAAUCCCUCGCUGCCUUAAAGCGACGCAGAUCUUUAUUUAGCCAUCGUAGGAAGCCAGAGCUGAAGCUAAAGGAGGAUCAGACAGCGAUCGGGAGUGGAGUCCCCCGGAAAAGGCAACGGCUCGUCUGUAACACCUACGAAGCAGUGGCAUCUCCGGUGAAUCCAGAACUACCAGCACCGGUGGCGAAUCAGCACGUGCUCAUGGACAACGUGACGAGUAGCCGGCCGUCCCGGGUGAUCAGGAUGCCGAGAAGGUUCAUGGAUGAUGAAGGAAUGUCUGGACCACUGGGAAAGAAGGUUGUUCAAACAGAGAACCAAGACAAGCCUUGCAGCGACUCUGAAGUAACAAACCAUUCCCAAACUCCCAAGAUCGGAAACAAACAAAAAAGCACAAACAAAAGAGCCAUAUCUGACAAGGUGGAGAACCUCGAUGGAAAGCUUGUGGAGUUGAAACCAAGCGGCCUGACUGCUGUUCCACGCAAGAAAGUGGGGAGACCUUCAUUUGAUAGUACUCAUCUCAAAGUCUAUGAGGGUUUAAAGAUGCUUACAGCAAGCUUGACUCAGAGGAAGGAACAGCGAAUGGCUAGCACUAAUUCCAAAGCCCUCUGUGAAAAAGUGGAGUGCGAGAACCACGAAUCUCUGAUAAAAUGGAGGAGCUCCGAUAUAAAGAUUGGGGAUUUGGACUGUCCAGGAAUUGUACAUAAAGUGGCUGUACAUGCUAACGAUGAAGUGAUCAGUCAGCCAGAGCUUCUGUCUGUCGAAGGAUUUGAAACCACGGCAGAUGCGGAGAGAACCAGCGCGGAGGGUGAUACCGACGUACAAAGCACUGGUGCCGGGAAGCCCGAGUCGAUGUCGGCCCCGGGAGGUUCCUUUCACAAAAUCAGCGUCUCUGGCGCCAACAAGAGGAUGCUUCACCUGCUGAAACGGGCCAAGGUGCAGCUGAUUAAAAUCGACCAGCAGAAACAGCUGAAGACGGCUCAGCUGAUGUCCGGUACAGUGCGAGUCGGAGACGGAGGUGUCAUGAGCAUGAAGAGGAGCAGGAGAAAUAGAAUAGUCAGGACGAACAAAGAAGAGAUUCCUCAGGGACAGCCAGUCGGAGGCCCACGUAUAAAACACGUGUGUCGGGCAGCGGCAGUGGCACUCGGGCAGCCCCGUGCCAUGGUACCUGAAGACAUCCCUCGACUCUCUGCUCUGCCUUUACACGAGCGAGAAGGCAUUGCACCUUCACAAGACACUGAGGAGCUCGGUUCUCACUCGGAACCAGAAAGCAGUGAAACCGGCUCCAUUGAACAGAGGCACACGCACAAACAGAAAGCGUUCGGUCUGCGACAGCGGCGCUGCUUCAGCUGCAAGGGCUGUUGUCGUGUAGAGGACUGCGGGGCCUGUGUUUUCUGUCUGGAUAAACCAAAAUACGGAGGACCCAACAAAAAACGACAGAGCUGCGUCUACAAGAAGUGCUUACGGAUCGAAGAGAACAAAGUGAGACGACUGAAAGUUCAGAUGAAGCGACGUCCUGCGUGCGGCCAAACCGCUGCGUACAGUGGUGCCGAGGAAGAGGACGAGGGAGAUGUCACGGCAGACGCUCUAAACACUAACGCUCUAAGCUCUGUCCGGCGGCAGCCCAGGCGACAGGUCACACGCCGAUGCUUCAGCGACUUGCUAGAGUCGGACUCGAACGACACAGACGCUUCUGCUGAAGAUGUGAUCAAGGAACCCAGCAGUAGUGAGCCGAGUAUUAAGGCUAAUGAAAUUGUUACACCUGCUGAUACUCAAGACGAGGCAGUGAAAUCACGAAGGCCUGGGAUGACGAAAGCGCUGUGGGGACGGCGACGAAUGAAUAAGAGUUGCCCUACCUCACAGGCGCUGGAGCGCUCUGUACCAGGAAGUCCAUCUGAAAAGCUCGGGCUGAGGCUCCAGCUGCGACUGCACAGACUGCCACUUAGCUUGGUGCGAGCUGCUGAAGUGUCUUCGGUGGCUGUGCCUUUCCAGCCCGGUGACAAAAGAGCACAAGAAGAGGAGGCGGAUAGAGAAACGCGGGUUGUGAAGGAGGGAGUUCUGCAGCGACCCCUUACUGACCCCUGUCUUCCUCAUUCCCAGAGCUCAAUGGAGCACAUGCCACCCAGCGUCCUGGCCACACUGGCCAAAGGCUUCGUACACCGGGAACGACAGGCGCAGGAGCCAGCGCACAAAAUCCGGGUAGACUUUAAGGAAGACUGCAACAUUCAGAAUGUCUGGGCGAUGGGAGGACUGAGUGUCCUUAUGUCCGUUCCAAUUACAGCGGAGUGUGUGUGUCUGCUGUGUGCUAGUAAAGGCCAUCAUAACAUGAUAUUUUGUCAGAUGUGCUGCGAACCCUUCCACCGCUUCUGCCUUCCAGCAGACGACCGUCCACCGAAAGAAAACAAGCAAAACUGGUGUUGCAGGCGCUGCAAAUUCUGUCACGUUUGUGGUAGCAAGAGCAAACAGCCGGUUUUGCAGUGCAGAAGGUGCUUUUACUGCUACCACCCAUCCUGUCUAGGGCCCAUGUAUCCCAAACCUGGAAAGUAUAACACACCUUGGGUAUGUAUGCUGUGUAUUCGGUGCAAAAGCUGUGGGGUGACACCGGGAAAAUCCUGGAGCACUUCUUGGAAUCAUGAGCUUGAUCUCUGCCCUGAUUGCAGUAACCUUCACAAACAAGGAAACUUCUGCACGGUGUGUCUCAAGUGCUAUCCUGAGCAUGAGUUCGACAUGAAGAUGAUGCAGUGUGCUCGAUGUGCCCACUGGGUACAUCCCAAGUGUGAGGGACUGACAGAUGACUUGCAUGAGAUUCUGAAGAGGUUGCGGGGGAAAAGUUUGGUGUUCUCCUGCGCCGCCUGCAGUAAAAACUUCCCCAGUGGCUGGCAGGAAGUGGUGCAGAGUGUACUGCGCAGCGGUCUCGAGAAGAUCAUGAAUGGCCUGACGAGCUCCCUGACCACCUCUCACAUCCUGAAAUGCUCAGAGUGUGAAGCCUGUUCUGAUGCUGACAGCGAGCAGAAUCGAAAGAUGAUUUGUCAUCUUCAUGCUGUGGAGAGGAAGCUUAAAGGCGGCUCGUAUACUUCACUGAAAGCAUUUCAUGAGGAUGUGGUGACUGUCCUGGUAAAGCAGCUCCAACAAGAAGAAUCGCUUCAAGAGGAACAGAGGCCCACUGCUCAUGUCAGAGCUUUAUAUGUAAAGUUACUGGAGCAAACUUUCAGUUGGUUUAACAUUCAGGAUCCUAGAGCGUGGAAACCUUUGAGGAAAGAAUUCCCAAGUGCAAUGCUCCCAGAGGCAGUAAUGCCCCCAUCUGAAGAGCACAGUUAUGCCCAGUGGUUGAAGGAGCAUGAUCAAACGAUGGCAAAGGAGAACCAAGAGAAUCGUUUAUUGAAAGCACGAGGAAAAGAUCUUCAGAACAUCCACCGAUGUGAUGCAGACAACAGACACUGUUCUCUUUGCCAGCAGCAGGGUGACGCCAAGCCCACUGAGGCGGGCAGGCUGCUGUAUCUGGGCCAAAACGAGUGGGCUCACGUGAACUGCUGCAUCUGGUCAGCCGAGGUGCAAGAACUCAGAGGCGCAUUGUUGCACGUGCACAGUGCCGUGGCCAGGGGGCGUUUCAUGCGUUGUGAGCGGUGCGGCCAUGCUGGAGCGACAGUGGGCUGCUGUCUCUCUUCCUGUCAGAGUAACUACCACUUCAUGUGCGCUCGUGCCAGCCAUUGUGUCUUCCAGAGCGACAAGAAGGUCUACUGUUACAAACACCGGGACCUCAUCAGCAGCAAGGUGAUGAAUGGGUUUGAGGUUCUCAGACGGGUUUAUGUAGAUUUUGAAGGAAUCAACUUUCGAAGGAAGUUCCUAACAGGCUUGGAGCCAGAGUCCAUAAAUGUCAUGAUCGGCUCUUUGCAGGUACAGAACUUGGGUGUGCUGACGGAGUUAUCUGCAAAUGCAGGAAAACUGUAUCCUGUGGGUUACCAGUGCACUCGGUGGUACUGGAGCACAGUCGACCCACGAAGGCCAUGCAAGUACACCUGCACUGUGAUCGAUGUACAUCCAUCAUCAGCGAGGAAAACGCCAUAUCUAGCACAAAACCAGGAAGAGAAUUGCACUAUUGCACACAGCCCAAAACAACAGGAAGGUGCCUUUCCCCAAGCACCCUUCCCCAAUUCCAAACUGGACUCAGGAACAGGAUCUAAAACUACCGCACACACUCAUAACCGGAGACCAGCCGGCGGGACUUUCAAACCAUUGCCAUCACCAGGAACUGCAGUUUCGACCCCACAUCACAUCCUGACCAUCAGUGAUCUUGACGAGACGCGGCGGUCAAGAAGGCUUUCCUUGCGCAGCCGAAAUGCCUCACCUACCCAAACAUCCCCCUCUGGGCCAUUGAAAUUAAGCUCAGGCGCUGGUCUUCAUCCUCGAUCGUUGUCAUUUAGUUCGCCUGUCUCUCCACUGAGCACUCAUGAAAACCCCAUGUCACCUCGCCGAAGGGGCCGUCCUCCUUCCUCGCCUUCCGGGGCUACUUCGGCGUACUCCCCUCGGCAAGGCGCGGUCGCGAGCCCCCCUUCAACGUUCGUCUUGUCACCGUGUCACUCUCCAAAGAUUCAGCAGCCUUUAAAGGCGACGCCACAAGAGUCUGCGGAAGUACCUCAAGAUUUCUCUGCUUCUUUAGAGCCGGAAGACGCUGCUGGAAUGCCGGAGGAAGGGAUCUCCAUGCUUGAUGGUGAGACGGUUCCGCUGACGUCAGACCCAGACUUGCUCUCAACACAAUUUGAUACCGACACGGAUGUAGCUGUUGCCUCAGUGCUAAAUGAGAAAAUUGAAUUUGAUGAGGCUUUGUUAAAUGAGAACGUGGCCUUGCACUUUGGCCAGCAUGGUAGCGGAGCAGAAGUGGCAGAGCCAGGACACGGUUUAUUGACAGAAGGAAACGGCUUGAUCGAUGAAAAUCAGCUUUCAGGCACGGAUGCCAGUACAUACGGCUCCAGAAUGAAAGAUUUUCCUGGCCUUUCAGCCCCUGAAGAGCACAUAGAGCAAGGUUCAACUAACGAAGACUCAGAUCAUUAUUUCAAUUUCUCUCGCACAGUAGUAGUUUGCGAUUCUGCGAAGGAUUCUGCACAAACAGGGUUAACGCUCCUUCCUACAUCGCAGUCGAUCUCACAGCUGGACGGAGCAGACAACAAUUCAGAAAGUGAUCCAGGUGAAGCCAGCGAAGAGGACAGUACUCAGGAUGUAGAGAAUAGUUAUCAUAGUCAGGACCAAUCGAAACCUGUUGGAAAAGCCUCUGGUAGCAGGGUCUUUGGGACAGAAUCGGUACAUAUGGGUGACGAACCAAAUAUGUCUGAGGUAUUUCAGGGAUCUGAAACGAGUAGUGACGUGAUCGUCGACUCUAUCACACAAGAAGAUGCACUUAUGAAGGAUUUAACGGUGCAGGAGAUGCAGCUGACCCCCAGCAGGGAUCUGCUCGCCGGGCAGGAGGACAUUCUAAUGGACAGCGAAGUGGUGCUGGAUCCGGCUAGUGUGAAUUUAGUCUCCGCUCAAGAUGGCAGCUUGGCGAAUACGUGCGACUCUUCAAUGUUGGCUAACAAUAAAAAAGAUCUAGAGCAGAUUGUCUUACCACAAAUACAGUCUUUGAGCGGUGGUGGAAAAGUGAGAAUCAUCACAUCAGCCUCAAAUAGAAAUUUUAUCAUCCCCCAGCCUAUGACCCUAAACAGAGUAGUCAAAGUGACCGUUCCUGCGGUGACGUCUUUGCCUCUGUCGUUACCCGUUAACACUGUUUCCGCCUCACCUACGCUCUCAGUUUUUCCACAAAGAAACCAUGUGGUCACCUCCUCUCCAGCUAUAAUUAAUGGUCUGAACGCUCAGCUCAAGGAUGCAACAAAGGGCCGACCUCUUGCCAUCCGCCUUCCUACCUCUACAAAAACGAGUGUGACUGGUGCAUUGACUAAUCCGAAAGUUUUCCUCAUCAACCGCUCUUGUCAAAUUUUAGUAAAGGACCCACAGACCAAUAGUUACCAGCUGCAGAAUGCUAAUUCUUCUUCUUACAACCAAAUCAGCCAGAUCGCCAAGAUCAUCCACAAUCAAAGCCUUGUGAAUAGAGCUGCCCCCAGGGUCAUGGUGACCCCAGUAUCGCAAGCUAAUCCCAGCCAAGGUCCAACAACCCAUAUAAUAUCGUACACCAAUGGCGCAGCACCCCCGACUAAACUCUUGAUCCGGAGACUACCUCUGAACUCUUCAGCAGUGCAGAUGAACAACAGCGGUAUUCUUACGAGUGGAACCAGCACCGUCAAGCUCAACAAUGUGUCUGCGCCAAGCACGGCAGCGCUAGAAAGGAUCCAAGGGGACAACGCACAGGCUAUAAUUGAAAAAGCAAUGGCAAGCCACAGGGACAUGGCAAAGCCAAGUGUGCUGAGCCCAACCCAUGUUCAGGUUUACCCACAGGCUAAUACGCUAAAGUCUCCGGAUGUGGUUAAACAAUUUCAAGGAUUGCAUUGCCAGACUAAGCCCAACACUCAGUCCAAUUCAAAGCCUCAGGUCAGGGUCAAGAGGGUGUCGUCAGUAUCGGAGCGAACUGGUUUAAAACCUUUCAAGCCCACCCUCAUAGAGCAGACAGCUCUUAGCUAUCAGGAUGAAUUAAACCGAUCCAUCGGAGUCCGUAUUAAAGCCCCAACCAUUAAAGAGGUACUGCAUUUCAAGCAGCCUGAAGUCGAAAAUCGUUGCGAACCAAAGAGUAACGAAGCCAAAGAUCCCGAAAUCAAAAGAACAACUCCAAAAGAAUGCGAGCCAUUCGAACCGCCAGAAAACGAAAGCGAUCACGACGACGCUUGGAUCGGCGCUAAGCACAAUGACUUGUAUGACUGGGGGACCUAUUCAGGGUGGAGCUCAGAUGAAGAUUCUCCGCCCCCGUUCAACAGCGACGAGGAUAUGUGUUUGGGUCAGGACAGGCCACACUUAUUGUUCAGGAUCACUAGUGAUGAAGGUUUCAGUGUGGAGGCCAAUAGCAUAGAACUGGCUUGGAAGGCGGUCAUGGAUAGUGUCCAAGAGGCACGGGCAGUCUACAGGCUUGAGCAGCUACCACUAGGCAUAAUAAACAGUGCCAGGUUACUGGGGGUGGUUCAUCAUGCUGUGCUGUAUUUACUAGAGCAGCUGCAGGGGGCAGCACAGUGCAACAAACAUCGCUUCCGUUUCCACAUGCAAGAAAACGCAGAGGAAGAGCUCCCAAUAAACCCCAGUGGCUGCGCUCGGGCUGAAGUUUAUACGAGGAAAAACACAUUUGACAUGUUUAACUUCCUGGCCUCGCAACACCGCCAGCUUCCUGAGAGCAGGCCGUGUGAUGAAGAUGAGGAUGACGUCAGGCUCAAAUGCAGCAGACGCGCAACCAGCACGGAGUUGCCAAUGGCGAUGAGGUUCAGACAUCUUGAAAAAACUUCUAAAGAAGCCGUCGGGGUUUACAGAUCUGCUAUUCAUGGGCGUGGCCUCUUUUGCAAGCGCAACAUCGAAGCUGGAGAGAUGGUAAUCGAGUACGCUGGGAUUGUCAUUCGCUCGGUCCUGACUGACAAGCGGGAGAACUAUUACAGCAGUAAAGGCAUCGGCUGCUACAUGUUUCGCAUCGACGACUUCGAUGUAGUGGACGCCACCAUGCACGGCAACGCAGCCCGCUUUAUCAACCACUCGUGUGAGCCGAACUGCUACUCGAGGGUUAUCAACGUGGAAGGCCAGAAGCACAUCGUGAUCUUCGCGCUGAGGAAGAUAUACCGCGGAGAGGAGCUGACAUACGACUACAAAUUCCCGAUCGAAGACGCCAGCAGCAAGCUGAACUGCAACUGUGGGGCUCGGCGCUGCAGACGCUUUCUCAAUUAGGAGAAAAGAGAACAGCGUGGGCAAGCCGGGAAGAAAUUAAUAGAAUGGAAGAAAUGAAUGGAGAAAAGUGUAUUAAUUACAUCUUAGAAAUCUGUCCACACUCCCAGCAGAGGUCUAGUCUACAGAAAGCUUAAACAUUUCUACAGCACAGCUAUCCAUUAUAGGGGGCGUGCAGGAGAACAAAAAUGGAAAAGGAACAUUGUGUAUGUCCUCUGUUCAUUACAGUAACUCUGAUCAACAUUGGGUGUGUGUGAAAAUCAUUUGUAUAUAUUUCAAAGCGUCCACUUGGUGCGUGAUAUAGCAUGUAGCCGGCUUCACAAGACCUGGAGGAAACACUUGCUGGAACCCUCCUCGGCCUGUGACUGUCAAGUGCUAAUGCUGAGCUAGCUAGCGUAGGUCCUGUGCGAUGGGCAAUUACUUAACAUGAAGGCGUUCGAGUUUUCCGUUUCCGUUCUUACGUCCAGAAAAGUUCUCUUUGUACCUUUUUCGUAUUUUUUUUUUUUUACCGCAAAAUCCAGAGCCACUCUUUGAUCUUAUGAUGAUAAACGAGCGUUCCCAGCUGUUCCGCUGGACCUCAACAAAAACCAGGGCUUUGGAAUAAACGCAGACAGUAUUUUAAUUUCUUUUCCCGAAAUGUGUUCUUGCUACUGACUUUAAAGCUUUCCAUUCGUGAAGAAUCCACCGUUCGCACCUUAGCGUUGUGGCUUCGUGUUUUAUCAGAGGGAAGCCGGAUUAUUGCAGCUCAUUUUCACUAAACACGUCUGAGGUUUUAAUGAAGGUCAUUUUCACUGCUAAACCCUCCAAUUUUCAAUUCCCUUCCAUUGCUGCAUGAAAUCUUGACACCUCAAGACUUACAAUCUACUUACUGCAGCCUCCUACUGUCAAAUACUUGUACAGUUUAUUAUUAUUAUUUUUUACCCCGUGUUUUGAACUAUAAGAAACGGGUGUAUAUAAAGGAAGGCGUUCAGUGGUCUGCACUGGAAAAGUUUUAAAAUUUUAAAUAAAUAUCUAGUUUUUAUAUUUUUUUUUUUUGUGUGUGCUUUUGGAAAGUUUCUUGUUCCCUUUUCCGUCAACACCAUUCAAAACAUAAGCUGUGAAACCUUCCAGCUGAAAGCAGCACAGUCACAGCAGACGUACCCGACUCAUAAAUGAGAAGUUAUUUUACUUUGAAAGGUCAAAUGAGUAGCCUGAAGAGAGAACCAUCUUUCUUACAACUAUGAAUGAUUCCUUAAAUAAAUUCUCUCUUUAAAUAAUACCAGGAACUUUCAGAGUCUACUACCUCAGUGGCUAACGACCAGUCAUGGCGAGUGAAACAUCACGAACGCUAGCAUAAACCGUUGCUAAUAUGUUCUUCAUUAGCAUGAAAUGUAUGCAAUGUGACUGCAGGUGUUUUUUUUUUUUCUUCUUUUGUUGUUUUUUUUGCUUCAGGUCCCUAACCUGUAUUUAUGUACAGUAUGUUUGUUGUUUCAAUAUGAAGAGUAAGGAUUGAGUCCUUUGUUUAGCUUGAGGAACUGCUUCCAUGUUAUUUGGCACAAUGGCAGUCUUUUGUAUAUGGUUGUACAAAAGUUUAGAAUUUUUUUCAAGCACUUUUUUUUAUUUAUAAUACUCUAAAUGUAAUAAAGACGAAUUUAAACAAAAA
Messenger RNA from Silurus meridionalis, 10733 nucleotides. It is a transcript of the gene kmt2ba, whose product is annotated as lysine (K)-specific methyltransferase 2Ba. The transcript is spliced from 37 exons. The record is from RefSeq and is a predicted model, not a curated record. Gene Ontology annotation, biological process: positive regulation of DNA-templated transcription. Gene Ontology annotation, cellular component: histone methyltransferase complex; nucleus. Lineage: Eukaryota; Metazoa; Chordata; Actinopteri; Siluriformes; Siluridae. Gene Ontology annotation, molecular function: zinc ion binding; DNA binding; histone H3K4 methyltransferase activity. The coding region runs from base 197 to 9094 and encodes 2965 amino acids.